Messenger RNA from Megalopta genalis, 520 nucleotides. The record is from RefSeq and is a predicted model, not a curated record. Lineage: Eukaryota; Metazoa; Arthropoda; Insecta; Hymenoptera; Halictidae.
GAAUGCUUUGACAAAACUGGAGAAGAAGUCGGACGUGCCUGAUGAGGAGAGAGUGACCAUUUACAACCAAGUGUCGUCACCCCAGAACCGAAUUGAUUGGUAUACGAAGCAGAGUUUGUGUAGAGGGUCCUUUUGCCAAGUCCCCUCCGCGCGAAUGAUUUGGUACUGCUGGUUAAUACUCAACAGAUACCUGUUCGUGCACAGUAUAUACUCCAUUUUCUUUCACAUUGUACCGGCAGCCAUCGUGGACACAUUUGCACGACUUGCAGGUUAUAAACCGAUGUUACUGGAUGCGUAUGCAAAAAUUGAUAAGUUCUACGACGUGGCAUCCUUCUUCACCACGCAACAGUGGAAGUUCCGGGAUGAAAAUGUGAAGAAAUUGUGGUCGAAGAUGAGACCCAUCGAUCGAAAAAGCUUCAAUUUCAACGUGGCACACAUAAACUGGCCCGAGUACUUCGACGUCUACGUUACAGGCAUUCGUGUAUACUUGCUGAAGGAUCCACUCACUGAAGAGUCCUUA